Molecule: messenger RNA, 606 nt
Organism: Cladocopium goreaui
Lineage: Eukaryota; Dinophyceae; Suessiales; Symbiodiniaceae
Source: the annotation of a GenBank genome assembly
AUGGCCUCCAUGCACCUGGUCUUCGUGGCUCAGGGCUCUCCUGGAUCAUCUGCACCACAGACACCCAGCCAGGUGUCAAGUGCUCAGCUGCCAGGAGCACCCGACAUGGAGGACAACGGCAUGGCCCAGGCUGCUUUGCGCUUCGGAAGCGGCCUGAUGCUUGGCCUUGUGCUGUUGGCCUUUGGACAGCCCACCUUUGCUGAUGUGGAAGAUGUGGUGAUCCCUGUGGAUGACAAGGGCAAGACCACCACCUUGACCAAGGAGCAGGUGGUUCGUGGCAAGCGUUUGUUUAUCGCGGCCUGCGCCUCUUGCCAUGUCGGCGGUGGCACCCGCACCAACCAGAACGUGGGCCUGGCCAUUGAGGAGUUGAGCGGUGCCCAGCCAAACCGAGCGACUGUCGAGGGAUUGGUGGACUACCUGAACAACCCCACCACCUACGAUGGACUUAAGGACAUCUCUGAGGUCCACCCAUCCAUCAAGGGUGGCGACAUUUGGCCAAAGAUGAUCUCAAUGAAGCAGCAGGACUUGUAUGACAUGUCCGCGUACAUCCUGUACCAGAAUCAGACCAUCCCAGAGAAGUGGGGCGGAGGAAAGGUCUACUAUUAG